Molecule: messenger RNA, 2717 nt
Organism: Prorocentrum cordatum
Lineage: Eukaryota; Dinophyceae; Prorocentrales; Prorocentraceae
Source: the annotation of a GenBank genome assembly
AUCGGACCAUAUGUUCCCCGAAUCGGUCCGUAGCCAUUUUGGCUCAAGGGUGAACGGACCCAAGCUCCGACACAGGCUUGCACCCAAAGGCUCCCGCCCUGAGUUCUUGAGCGCCGGUAUACGCAUGACACGGGCGCAGUUGGUCCACGAGUGGGCCUCGAAAGUCUCGAGCCCUGAGGAGUUCACUCUGUGUAUCCAAAACAUACCGAGGCAUUGCACGCGGGCUAUGCUCUUGCUCGGGAUACAAAACGUCGGAUUCGGUAACGAGUACGACUAUCUCUACUUGCCACGCGACUACACUUCAAACGAAGGCCGUGGGAUCGCAUUCAUCAACAUCGUAUCCAGGGGAGCAGCUCGGAGAUUCGUCGACUUGAUGGGCGACCUGGACUUUGCGAUCCGCGGCGUGGCAGGCAGCCCCUCCCUGCGAGUGGCAGCUGCAAAGACGCAAGGCUUGGCGAACAACUUGGUGAAGUGGUGCCGCCGGCAUUCCGCUCAAUCCCGGGACCCCGAGAUGCAGCCGUUCGUGCGGGCGUUGAAGGAGAUGGGGUUUAGCCACCCUCUCGACCCACUGCUCAUGCAGAGCCCCCCGAGCGGCGCGGUGCCCUACCCCGAGUUCGGGCCUGGCGGGUGGCGGACGGCCCCGAGCCAUACCAGCCGACCGACCGCUGCUUGCGAUGCCACGGCGGACGCAGCAGCCGCCGCCGCACUGGGGGACACAACGACGGCCUGCGCGGUGCCCGCUGCCCCCGAGCUCGAGCCCAGCCACUGGCUGGCGCCCCAUGGCCACACCAGUCCGGCGCGCGGCGCCAGCCAGGCCGCGGCGGCCACCGCUGGCCCUGCCGCCGGCGCCCUGGGGGCGCUGACCGGCGUCCGCUCCCUGGGCCGGACGGCGCCUGCCUCGAUCGUGGGGUGCUGCGCGUGGGAGCCCGACGCGCGGGGGCCCGGCAACGGUUGGUCGGUGCUGAAGCGCUUCUACGUGUGAUUCCCGAGGUCGGACUCGGAUUCGUGGCGCUGCCCGCCUCGAGCGAAGCGACGGCUCCCAGGGAUGUUCUGAACUAGUUAUGAUUUUGGGUGACUGCUUGUGCGAACGCACGGAUUGUCCCCACGUUCCCCUGAUCGGCGAUUUUUGAGUGGCCCUGUGAUCGGCGGACGAAUUUGGGGUGACCGCUUGUGUGAACCCACGGUGACCGCGUAACAGACUGCCACUGUAGUUCCUGAUCGGCACACGCUCUAUCCGUCCGUCGUGGCGACCCCGACUGGCGCCCGCGCCAGCUCCUCCUUCUGCCACGCCUCUUUGUGCACCCCCAGACUAGGGUGAGAGGUUCGAUUUCUGCCGUUCUUUCAAGUCAGCACCCGAACAUCUCCAAGCCUUUCUCUUCCUCCUUGUUCUCUUCGUUCUCCUCUUCCUGUCUCUCCCCCCUCUCAUGCGAACGCUCCAUCCGCUGCCAGGGGGCAGGGCGCCGACGCUUCCUUGUGUGGCGGCCUGGCGCGGGAUCUAGCAGUUUCUUGGAGGAUCGGGCGCAUGCUCGCGCGCGCGAAGAAGGGGGCCUGCAGUGCCGUGGCAGCCCGCUCGGGUAGACGCCCUCGUCGGGUUGGUCGUGCUACAUGUUUGUUGGUUGUGGGUGGUGUCUUGGGUGGUGGCUGGGCGGCACUGUAAGCACGGAGUAUAACGAGCAAUUACUAUUUCCAGAUUGCCAGGCUGGCGAGAGGCGCGGGCGGCCAUCUCUAGCUUUGCACUGGUGUCCAGAUGGUUCGCGUAGUUUCGGCCGUGCGACAGGUGUUCUCGUUGAGUAUGCAGCACUGCGCGAGGGGCGCGAUCAUUAGCUGCACGUUUCCGUUGAAGUCGUUCCUCGUUAUGCAUCAGGCACGACGUUCCCGCAAGCGGAAACAGAUUUUAAUCUGUGUUCGUCGGACGAUCGCCCUUCGGCUGUGUCACCGGCAUCGCCACGUUCAGAAGCGAGGCGCUGUGGCGCCACAUGAGCGGAACUUUCUUUUAGUUCCCAACCAUGUUGUGAUGUUGGGUCUUCGUUUUGUGAGGCUGCGCCCCGCUUCUCUUCUCCUGCCUCGCGAUUUUCGCAGCUGCAUAUGGUUGGGCCCUUCCGUCAGACAAUUUUGUUUUUUUUCAUUCUUCGCGGUCGCCGUGACUUGUUCAGUACAAAUGCUUUACAAGUUUUUAGCGCCCACCUGCCAUGAAGGGUUGUUUCCAGGUUUCAUUAUGCUGGCUCGUCAGAGCACGGCCAACGGCACAUAUCCACACAAUUUUCACAACGUUGGCCUACCACCAGGAGUUUGGGAACAUUAUUUGCACUGCCUGUGGCUAUUGCCACGCAGGCGGUCCAGCAGUUGUCCAAGGAGUGCGCGCACCAGCUCAAUAAGCAUGGCAAGCAGCAGCUGGCGAAAGUGCAGCAGGGUCUGCCACUAGGCACAUCAAAGCUUGCCAAGCCACAGAGGGCUCAGUACAGGGUCCUCAAGUAGCUGUUCAACUCUGCCAUUGGCUAGAAGGAGCAACAUAUUUGCAGGAUGCGGUUGCAUGGGAAUUGAGAGCAGGUGGCUCACUACUGGGAGGCCGCAGGCUGGAUGCCGCUCCCUCUCAGUCCUAGUCUCCUCAUCCUGCUUCCGAUGCUUGGUUCACACGCGCACGCCUUGCUCGUCUACAUGUCGUGCAGGGCGUGGUGCUAUCGCGGGAGUAUGACGCAAGCCUGUCGCCGUGCGCGGGU